GACUUUUGAUUUGAAAUGGGAGUCUUCUACUAUAGUCUUUCCACUCUUCUUUUGUUAUUUAUAUGUCUCAAAGACACAUAUGCCGAGCUGAAAUUCGAAAAAGAACUGAAAGUGGCACUUGACACAAAAGAUGUAAAGGCUUCUCCUUACUACAAGGACAAAGUGCUUUCACUGCCAAUUUCCAAAGAAGCUGGUACAGAGCUAUGGCAGCAUUGGACGGAUCAGGCCUUUUCCGGACUGAUUUCAGCGAUUGCUACUAGAAGGUUAAAUUUAGUUGAGAAAUAUGACAAGAAAAAGCAUGAAAAGUGCUCUUCAAAAGCUCAUGAUAUCACUAGUCACGCAAAAUGUCUCGUUGAUUUGGAGAGUGAUGGAUUGAAAAAUCGAUUGCUCAAGAGAAAAAAGUACUUUGAUCAGAAGACCCGCAGCUCUAUUGAAAAAAAGUCUAGAACAACCAAGAAGUCAGAUAAGCUGAAGAAGCUAAGAAGUAUGGAAAGCUAUGAAGCAUCUAAAAGUGCUGAGAAGAAGAAGAGAAGAAGAACUCUGAAAAAUUCCAAAGAAGAACCAUGGGUGGGCUCGUUCAAGACAGCCAGAAGAGCCAAGAGGUCGAUCAAAGUGAAGCAAGCAGAUAGCUAUGUGUUGAAGUCGGAUUAUGAUAAAUCCCCAUUCUCCCGAAUUACGAAAAAUCUGCAAGAAAGCGUGCGAAUCUUUAAAAAUAAAGACCGUGUCUCCAAAUGGCAGGAUAUCAUCGCACGGAUUCGAGAUGAAAGUUUCCGACUCAAGACACGUAAGCAAGCCGAGAAUCUGCAGAGAAAACGGAUGAGAGUAUUCCAAGACGCGAAGAGAAUCCGAUCAAAUGAGAGUGGCUCAAUGGAGGAGCGGAAGAGAAGGAAGCAGGUGGAUGGAUCGUUAAGGAGUUUCGCUAGCAUGGAGAAAUACAUCGAUGACGAGGAGCUAAAAGAGAUGUUCCAUCAGAAAACUUCCAACAUGACAGAGGAAGAGAAAAUGAUGCUGGUCCCAAUUGACAUGAUACGACAGGCCACAAAAAUUGGACUUGGGCUCACUGGACACAACACAACUGAUUUUGAUGGAAAAAAUCUCAAAGUGAUGAGUCCUCGGUUUAUGAGUAUCUUACCGGAAGAUAAAGAGGGCAAAGGAAACGAGGUUGAUCUACUCUCCCCAUCACUAUUCUCUCUGCAUGACGAGGGAACUGAUAUUGAGAAGAAAACUUCUUUCCGCUCACUAUUGGGAUCUGCGAUGACUGACACCGACACCCAGAACUUUUUAGAUUUACUGGUAGAAGCUACUGGAGUAGCCGAAGCUGUGGAAGACGCUGAGCACAAAAUGAUAGAUGCUCAGAGAAUGAAAGAUGAUGCGAUGGGAAGAGGUCCUGAUGGUCAACCACUUUAUUUUACAAAAGAGAAUAUCACAGAGAGAUUUCCAUCGGAAGCGAGGAAGAUAGAGUUAAUGGAGAAGUUGGAUAAAACCUAUUCAAUUGAACAACUGAAAGAUAUGAAUCAAACUGGAUAUACUGUAUUGACACCGAAGCAAAUGCAACUGAUGUACGGAAAACAGUCUCCGUUCAAGAAUCCAAAGUUAUUGAGGACUUAUAAGAAUAUGACGAGAGCAGAGAUUCAUAGAUCGAUUCACAGUACGAUUAAGGAUGUGGCAGAUAAGAAGUUGAAAUUCGAUGUCCGCCAAAAAGACAUCGUCCUCUCCCCAAUCGUCAACACACCAAUCAUCAACAACCCUGCCUUAGCAUCCCAGGCACUCAUCCUCUCCCCAGCCCUCUUCGUCCCCCUGAUUCAAUCUCCCGCCGUAUUCGGAACCGUGGUGCUCUCUCCAUGGCUCUUCGUCCCCGUAAUUCUGUCGCCUCGUGUGCUGAGCCCGGUAAUCCUCGACCCGUUCAUGUUCGUCCCAAUCGUCCUAUCCCCAUUGGCGCUGGUCCCGGUAGUCCUGUCGCCAGGGGUAUUCAAUCCAUUCAUCUUGUCCCCACUAGUCCUGUGCCCCUUCGUUCUGUCCCCUCAAGUCAUGACCCCACUGAUUUUGUCGCCAUUCGCACUGACCCCCUUGAUCCUGAACCCGCUACUCAUGUCUCCAGUAAUACUGUCACCAUUCGUGCUAUCCCCACAAGUGUUGUCACCUCAGUUUUUGACCGGAAUCGUUUUAUCCCCGUCUGCACUGUCACCAGCUAUUCAGUCGGAUGGAAAAUUGGUUACAGUCAUCGCCUCUCCAAGUUUGCUUAGUUAA
Molecule: messenger RNA, 2247 nt
Organism: Caenorhabditis elegans
Lineage: Eukaryota; Metazoa; Nematoda; Chromadorea; Rhabditida; Rhabditidae
Gene: mltn-3
Product: MLt-TeN (mlt-10) related
Exons: 8
Coding region: 16-2247 (743 amino acids)
Source: RefSeq, marked reviewed